Messenger RNA from Durusdinium trenchii, 2127 nucleotides. The record is from the annotation of a GenBank genome assembly. NCBI's taxonomy places the organism in Eukaryota, Dinophyceae, Suessiales, Symbiodiniaceae.
CUCGGGGAGGCAUGUAUGUGUAACCCUUGGAGUCACAGGGGUGCUGAUGGAUUUGUUUUGUUUUCCUCUUUCAGCAGCGGUGAGGAUGGUUGGUGCAGUUGCCAGCUGCACAGUGAAAGGCCCAGGCGCCGAAAGGAAGCUAAUCGUGGGGAUCCACAAGGUAGUUUGCUGUAGGGCUUGUUCACCACGCGGGCGACGAAGCUACAGUAAGCUACACUGCCCAAAGUUCUGCCUUCCCCAUGCGCAUGCUGGAGGGUUCCCAUUAAGCUUUGCGGGUCUGGGGGUGGAGCCGUGUUCGCGUGACGUAGCUGAUGUUCGCAACCGUUUGCAUUGUCGCGUUUGUUUGCGUGAAAAAGUCUAGAAACUUUAUUUUCCAAGCGCAGGCGCAGCAUUCGUGAGGUCAUCAGUUGCUGCGCCGCGCCAUGAGGAUUUGCGGUCAUGCCACUGUGCCACAGGGGCUUGCUUGGGGGGGUUCGCACCAAAGAGCGCUCUACGAAACUGUCAACCAAAACGCCCAUCAAGAGUGUCACAUAAGCUGGCAUAUUCACAGUGAUUUGCAUUCGGGUUCAUGGUUUGCUUUGUUGCGUAGGUCUUUCCUUUGCUUGCUGUGACAUGCCAUUGAGUUGUUUGUUCCAUAAGACCCAAUUAUUGCAAAAAAAACAGGUUCAUCUUGGACAGGGCUUUUCUGCCCUUUUCGUGAUGCUGAUUUUACAGAACGUCUCUGGCAUCGUGGUGGGGUACUUCCAUCAAGACUGUUUCCUGCUUGUUUCCACGGCUUUCGGCACACUUGCUGCAGCUUUUGGUCUUGCAAGGAUCUUCCCCAAGCUUGUGCGGGGAGUUGGGACUUGUCCCUGUUGUUCCUGCUACUCAUGCUCGAUGAUCAUCUACAUCGUGACAGCAAUGAUUGUGGUGGUGGCUGGUCUUCUUCCAGGUGAUCCCAAUAAAAUUCUUGAAAAGAGCAUGUUUUCUCCAGCGCCGAACGGAUCCUACUUUGAUGUCAAUCACCAAGCACCAGGUGCGCUUGCAGGCUUUGGAGCAUACCCAAUUUGCAACAACAUCCAGUGGGACAGCCCAAAACCUACGAAAGGCUCCCAGCUCACAGCUCUUGAUCUCCUGGCUUUUGCACAAGCAGUGUAUAUCGGGCCUCGAAAAGAUAUUCAAGAAGAACUGGACAACGCCACGUUGAACACUGAGCUCUAUCCAGUGACUAUAGAUUCCAUCCAGGAUACAGGAGAAGUUGGUCGCGUUGGCGUUUUCAGCAUGUCCAACGUGAAAACGCGUGUGAUUGCCAUCCGUGGCUCAAGCCAAGCUCCAGAUUGGACCUUCAAUUUGGACGUUUGGGGUCCUGGAGUCUUCCACAGCUUUGUGAUCAACGCGUUUCCCUUCGGCACCUUGGUCCCCGUUACCUUUGCUACGAGAAGGCUCAGCUUCGAUGUUCGCGGGCUCUUGGGACUAGAUCAUCCAUGGGUUCGAAUUCUAAAGCAGAUCCAAGCGGCCAAGAAACUCAGCGAGAAGGAUGGCUACAACUUGAUCCUAACUGGGCACUCGUUGGGCGGUGGCCUUGCACAAGUCCUCGGCAGUUUGGAGAGAAUCCCUACACUGGUUUGGAUGCCUGUUGGUGGUGCCUUUACCGCCUACCGCACUUUUGGCUUUGUGAUCAACGAGCUACCAUUGGAGAACAACAUUGUCGCAGUCGUUCCUUGGGGCGAUCUUGUUCCUGCACUGUCGGGAUCACGCAUGGUAACAACCCAACACGUGGGUUGCAGAGCAAGAUCACCUAUUGCUUGCCAUUCUUUGUUCGAGAUGCUUUGCGAACUCUACCGUAAAUGUGGUGAUCCACGUGGCCGGGAUUUGCACGCAACUUGCGACAAGGUUGUCGGCCCCAAUUGGCAAGAUAUCCCUGUGAAGGGCUUCGUUUGGCACACCUUUUUUUAGGUCUCACUACCUUUAUUCCCUUGUUUUUGUGGCUAGGCCAAAAGGUGCCCAGUCUUGAGGCAAAAUCGCCUCAAGGGUUCCGUUGUAGAAGCAGAAAUCGGACCGUUUGUACUUUGCAUGCAUUAUAAUCAGCAGGGAAAACUCUUGAGACGGCAAAUAUUAAUUAGCCCAGCUGGAGACCUGAAUAGCCAG